GCUCCAUUUCCCUCGACUACAUCUGGGCGGAUCGGACAGCUAUGACGAUGCUGGUGACCGAAGCGUAUCCGAUUUCUAUCGAAGUGCAAAAAAUGGUGUUGGAGCCAAUCGAUCUAGCUUAUGCUCGCAGCGUGAGGGACCUCCAACAGUUCUGCCCCAUCAAGUCUCCUAUCCUCGCCAAUCAGGGUUCGUCGACGGCACUUCCAGACAUCGCGUGGCGUAUCGAGAUGAGACGAAUGGUGGUAUAGAACUUUCCGUCCCCAAGCCAGACGAAUGGCGAAGUUAUAUCCUGACAGUUGACGAUGGAUGUAUCGCAUGCUCCACAAUGUCUAUGUGCUGCGCCGGUCGUUCCCUCCACGAGCUGCAAAACCAGUCGAAUAUCGGAGGAAGGAGAGCAAGCGGGAAGUAUAUCAUUCCGCAUAUUAGAUAGCGACGAAUGGAAUACGCAGCCACAUGACGCGCGAGACGGAUAUCCGGGUUCUCGAACAAGAAUCCCAACGCCUGUUCCAUUCCGUACAACGAGGAACGGCAUCCCAUCCAAACAGCGCGUCGAUGAACAUCUGAUUAUUGAAAAAGACUCCUCACUCAUCCAGUGCACUUACCUACCAGCUCUCCCUUCCCUCGACCCAACCAAUCCCUACCACACCCUACAUCUCCGCACUUCCCUUCCAUCUAGUACCCAGCACCCAGCCCAGCACCCACCCGCAUCGCACGACCAACACCUCCGCCCCUCUCUGCAGUGCGACCGUCCCCUAAGAGGCACGGCAACGGGCAGUCAGGGAUGGGGAGUCGCUGGUCGUGGGGUCCUUGAACCGGUGUGGAAUGGAGAUAGAGGGUAUGGAUUGACAAGAUGCCUGGACUUUCAGGUGGUACAGUCGCAUCGGUGCUGGUUUUAGGGGUUGUGACGCGUUGGAGUUGAGGGGAAUUGCGAGGGGUUUAAAGAAUGUAGGAGUGUGUAGAGUAGCCAUUCGUUGAGCGAAGAGAUGAGAGAGAGUACUGUAUUAUUAUUAAAAAUCGGAUGGACGAUGAAGAGCUGCGCGAUAUGUUGCUCGUCAUGUUAACACCGUGUAGGCGUAGCACAGCGAGUGGAACGAUAGGGACAACAUUGACUUAGAAGAAUCAAACGCAACGAAAUAAAGAACAUUCCUUUCUAGACUUGGCCAAUGCAUCGAUAAACCGAAAGAAUC
Messenger RNA from Eremomyces bilateralis CBS 781.70, 1187 nucleotides. RefSeq lists its product as uncharacterized. The record is from RefSeq and is a predicted model, not a curated record. Bases 303 to 896 code for a protein of 197 amino acids. Lineage: Eukaryota; Fungi; Ascomycota; Dothideomycetes; Eremomycetales; Eremomycetaceae. The transcript has a single exon.